Molecule: messenger RNA, 1413 nt
Organism: Pimephales promelas (fathead minnow)
Lineage: Eukaryota; Metazoa; Chordata; Actinopteri; Cypriniformes; Leuciscidae
Source: RefSeq, a predicted model, not a curated record
ACCCAACAUUUGGGCUUGACCCAAAUUUGGGUUAAAACAACCCAGAAUCGUUUAGAGAGUGUUAUUUUUUUCAGUGCUUAUCGGGAUUGGCUUAACAUGGAUUUUAUAGGUAUUGUUGGACUUGGUAGCAAUCAUAAAUCGAUUAUACCUGUGCCUGAAGUAUAAUAGAAACGUCCUGAUGUGAAUGUGGCAAGGAAAAGCAAGAUUUCUUCCCUUGCUGUAGAUGGCACUCAAUCACAGAUUAAAUAGAUUAUUAUUUUCUCUGCGCUGUCCUGUCCUUUACGCCAUUGUUGACCGAUGUCGAAAGUUUCCGGAUAGGUAUAGCUGUGAUAAUGUAAGCAGUGAGCAAGAUGAACACGGCGCUGAAACACUGGAGAGAGGCGGCGACGGUGAUCCUGGCGGCCGGGCUGAGACACACUUCAACUGCGGACUCUCUUAAAGCAGGUCUGGGAAAAGUCACUGAUAUUGCACACAAAUCUGCCUUCGACUAUCAAGUGCUGCUGCUGAAACGGAGCGGUUGCAGCGGGUUCAUGCUCAAUGCCUACGUGUUUCCCGGGGGGCUGGUGGAAUCGUCUGACUUCUCCAGCGAGUGGCAGGAGAUCUUUAAAGCCUUUACCGAAGCGCCCAACUACGGCAUCGGAGUUGUGAAGCAGCCACCGGCGAGCAGGCCACCCAUUUUCGCCACUGACAGAUCUCAGCUGGGAUCUCCGAUACCGGGAGAUGUGGCUUUCAGGAUCUGGGCGGUGAGAGAGACGUUUGAGGAGUCAGGUGUGCUCCUGGCGGUUCCCAAACACGAGGAAAGCGGGAUUUGCGUGCACACGGAUGAUAACAGUGACAGCCAGCCAACACUGACCAGAUUGACCGGACUGUGGAGUAAAGACGUGCUGUCUAAGUGGAGAUCUCAGGUUAUUGAUAACCCGGCGAAUUUUUUCAAGAUUUGCCGGGAGUUGCUAGGAGUUGCAGUGUCUGCCCCCAACAUCUGGGCUUUGCAUGAAUGGGGGAACUGGUUGACACCCAUAGGCGUGUACGGCAAACAGAGGCGGUACGACACUGCACUUUACAUCUGCUGCCUACACGAGAUUCCAUACAUGCUUCACGACCAGAAGGAAAUCGUUCAUUUUAAGUGGUCCACUCCCUCAGAAGUGCUGCACAGCUACAAAUCAAAGGAAAUCUGGAUAGCUCCACCUCAGUACUACGACCUUGGACGCAUGUGGCAUUUCCCAGCUCUCGGAGAUCUCCAUCGCUUUGCCUGGCAGAGGUCUUUAGAAGGAUGUGAGCAGUGGCUGCCUAUUUACCUGGUGUCACCUGACUGCCAUGCAAGUCUUUCACCAUGCAAGUCUUUCGUCUUUCACCAGGCUGACUGCACAAAGUUAAAACUGAACUGUUGACCCUGUGAAGGAUGGAUGAGGAUCU